Messenger RNA from Pongo pygmaeus (Bornean orangutan), 1287 nucleotides. Its product is annotated as olfactory receptor 10D3-like. Gene Ontology annotation, molecular function: G protein-coupled receptor activity; olfactory receptor activity. Gene Ontology annotation, cellular component: membrane. Gene Ontology annotation, biological process: G protein-coupled receptor signaling pathway. Lineage: Eukaryota; Metazoa; Chordata; Mammalia; Primates; Hominidae. The record is from RefSeq and is a predicted model, not a curated record.
AUGAAGAUAAAGAAUCAUACUCCAGUAACUGAGUUCCUCCUGAUGGGAAUCCCUCACACAAAGGGGAUGGAAAAUGUGCUUUUUGUCUUAUUUCUGGCCUUCUACCUCUUCACCUUGCUGGGGAACCUACUCAUUCUUCUGGCUGUCCUCACUUCCUCCAACCUCCACACCCCCAUGUAUUUCUUCCUGGGAAACCUGUCUGUGUUUGACCUAUUUUUCCCUUCAGUGAGUUCCCCCAAAAUGAUGCUCUACUUAGUGAGACAAAGCCGCACCAUCUCUUUCCAGGGUUGUGCCUCCCAGCUCUUCUUUCACCAUUUCCUGGGUUGCACCGAGUGUUUUUUUCUGUACACUGUGAUGGCCUAUGAGCGCUUUGCAGGCUGCCACCCUUUGCGAUACACAAUCAUCAUGAACCGCAGGGUGUGUGCCCCCCCGACGCUAGGCACCUGGACGGGGAGCUGUCUGCAUGCAUCUGUCCUCACACUCCUCAUCUUUAAGUUACCCUACUGUGGCCCCAAUGAAGUGGACAAUUUUUUCUGUGAUAUUCCGGUGGUGCUGCCCCUGGCCUGCGCAGACACCUCUCUAGCACAGACAGUGAGCUUCAUCAACGUAGGUGUUGUUGUGCUCAUGUGUUUUCUUCUCAUCCUCACCUCUUACGCUUGCAUUGUUAUCUCUAUAUUGAAAAUCAAUUCCUCAGAAGGUAGGCGCAGAGCCUUCUCAACCUGCAGUGCCCAUCUGACGGCCAUCCUGCUCUUCUAUGGACCAAUAGUCCUCAUUUAUCUCCGACCUGCCUCCAGCCCUUGGUUGGACUCUGUGGUUCCGGUGUUGAAUAAUAUUGUUACUCCUUCCCUGAAUCCUUUGAUAUAUACUUUGAGAAACAAAGGUGUAAAGCUGGCACUGAGAAAGGUGCUCAUUCAAGGAGUACAUAAUUGUGGAAGGGCGUGCGACGGGGGCGUGGCUCGCUUCUUCUGUGCCCCGCUGCUCAAACCUCUAGGGGGAGCAGUGCAGUCGGGCAGCUUGUGGGGCUCCGACCUCAUGGCAGCGUCUAAGUGUGGAUGUUUACAGCUGAAGCCCCACUCUCAGCAGAUGGAUGGGGAGCCAGAAGGGGAGCGGGAAGGUGGUUUUCCCGUGGAGUCAGCUCAGCGGCGUGACUCUCUGACUGCUCCAGCUAAACUCCGCUUCGUUCCACUGGUCAAUGGCCUGCCGGCGUCUGCCGGUGCCGAACUCCGAAUUAAGGUGAAAUACCUAACAUUGGCCAGCAGAUGGCACUAUUGGGGCACCGACAACUAG